Messenger RNA from Laetiporus sulphureus 93-53, 1016 nucleotides. RefSeq lists its product as uncharacterized. The record is from RefSeq and is a predicted model, not a curated record. Bases 67 to 636 code for a protein of 189 amino acids. Lineage: Eukaryota; Fungi; Basidiomycota; Agaricomycetes; Polyporales; Laetiporaceae. The transcript has a single exon.
AAGCCGGCUUACCUGGCGUUGUGAGCUGCUUAGACCACUGUAGACUCUGCGGCAAAGCGCUGUGCGAUGCCCCUCUGCUCUCUGCACCGCCCUAUUUCCAACAUUCUGCACGGUCAUCACUUGAGCACGCGCGGGACCUCGGCAUGGGUGCAACUGUGGGAGUGGGCAGGUGCCGAGAGGGACGAUUUCGAUCGCAGCAACGUGGCCCCGACGCAACCCCGCCCAAAAUCCCCGCACGCGCCUCUUCACACCCGAGCAACUAAACAGCGAGUCCGAACACGACCACUCACAUUCCCCACAAACAAAUUCCGGCUGACCGCCGGCGUGCCCACCCCCGUUCCCGACGUUGAUGACGUGCCUGAUGGAUUUGUUGCCGCGAAUGCCUGCACGCCCGCGAGCACGUCGUCGGCCUCUGUUCUGGAUCAGCACGACCCAUCCGAUAACAUAUCGAACGCAAGCACGCACCAACGCCAGAGCCGAAGCGACUCAGCGAUCCCGGCGACGGCACUGCAGAUAGCGCCAUCGGGCUCGGCUGUACGCUGUCUAUUCCUGCUGCUGAUCUCGCACGUCAGCAUCUUGUGCCUCCCCAACCGUGUGCAUGCGAGGCGUGCAGAAGCAAGGGCGGCGCGGAGAUGAGGAAAGCGAUCGGGAACACAUAACGACCGAAAUGAAGCCAAGGGCACUCACCUAGCAGUUCCUCGCCCACUCUGUCCUUCCUCACUUCCAGUACGCGCCCCUGCCAGCACCAUCCCUGCGACGCCCGAACAACCAACGAAUCGAAUCCAAAACAACCCAUCCGCCACGGCACACAUGAGCGUCCCGACCGGGUCGGGGAACCGCGCUUGACGCACCUGAAACAUCCCCAGCGCGCGCUCGCCAUCUUCCGCAGUGGCCAUGAGCACGGUGCCGUGUCCUCUACUCCGGUUGUCCGGGCCCAGGGCGACGUCGGCGCGGAGGACGGUGCCGGCGCGCCGGAAGAGGUCUUUCAGGUCUUGCCAGCGCACUCGGUAGGGGAG